AUGGGUAAACCGCGUGGUACUCGCUCGCUAGCUGAUCAGCUUGCUGAUUUUGAAGACCCUACUCCCAAAGAUUUCGAUCCCGAAGAUAUCGACAAUGGAGCACAGUCAAGUGACGAGGAAGAUGGAGAUAAUGAUGAAGUGACUACAGGACGAGAGCACUAUGAAAAUGUUGGCAAAGCAAAACUUCGCAACGAUGACCCCAUUGCCCUGGGCAAACAAUAUGACGGCGCCCGUGUGAGCAGGGACGCUUUAGGCGCAGACAGCGAUGACGACCCUUUCGCUGCUCGCUCUGAUGACGACGACGACAGCUCUGCGGGGAGCGGAUCGGGAGAGGAGGAUGAAGGCUCAGACGAUAUCUCCGGAUUCGACUCCGACGAUUCCGCCAUUGAUGAUGAUGCAUUGGCUCAGGAGAGCUCCGAUGAGGAGGAAGAAGGAGAAGAAGAUGACGAGAGCGAGGAUGCCGAGGAGGACUUGCCAAGGAAGAAAUCCAACAAGAAGUCUCCAGCUGUCAAACAUAGCGAGGCUCCGUCCGGCGACCGGGAUGAGAUUCGGAGACUAAUGGCGACGGAUCAGAAAACUAUUGCCGCCACUAUUUCCUCCGCGGCCAAGGCCGAUGCCACCAAGGGAAAGGCUGUGAAGCAGCAACGUACCACUUUUGAUGCGCUUCUCAAUGCGCGUAUCAAGCUGCAGAGUGGAUUGACGUCUAUGAACGGUAUCCACGCUGUUUUGGGAGCCAACAACGAGUCUGGAGAAAACCCGAUCGACCAGGAAGAGGAGGUUGUGGACGAAGAAGCGAUCAAGUCCGUAGAGUCGGCGGCCAUGGCAUUAUGGUCAACCCUCGAGGGUUUGCGCACUGCCCUGGCAGACGCUACUGCGAAGGAAGGAAGCAAAAAGCGCAAGAGGCCUUCCCCUGUUUCCCCUACUACCCCUACCGCCUCCCUUUGGGAACGCAUGAACGACCUGGAAUCCGAAUCCCUCUCGCACCGUCGCAGCAUUCUCGACAAGUGGUCCUCCAAGGUUCGGGGUACUUCUUCGACUCUCCCUAAUGCCAGGGGUAAAUUGCUCGGUUCUGCCUCCGGUCGGCAACAGACCAUCACAGCCGUCCUAGACGCUCAAGUCGCCUCCGAGGUCGGAGAACGACCUUCCAAGCGUUCGCGCCCUGAUCAGCAGGAGCCUUUUUACGACGACAGCACUUUCUACCAGUCUCUUCUUCGUGAUCUCGUUGAGCAGCGCAUGGCCGGUUCCGACGGCCAGACCAGUGGCUUUGACAACCUCCACCAAUUGCCGACACGUUUGCCCAUUCACCCUGUCACCGGUAUGCGCAACGAUAAGGUGAAGCGUGAUAUUGAUACCCGUGCCUCCAAGGGCCGCAAGAUGAAGUACACUGUGCAUGAAAAGCUGCAGAACUUCAUGGCCCCUGAAGACCGUGGUUCGUGGACCAUGCGCGCACGCGACGAACUUUUCGCCUCCUUGCUUGGCCGAUCGGCGAGCGGUCUUCUUGGCGAAGGCGAUGAUAGUGAAAGUGACGCCGAGGAAGAAGUUGAUCGGGAGGAAAGUGGGUUGAGACUGUUCCGGAACUAG
Messenger RNA from Penicillium soppii, 1581 nucleotides. RefSeq names its product AATF family protein. Gene Ontology annotation, cellular component: nucleolus; nucleus. Gene Ontology annotation, biological process: maturation of SSU-rRNA from tricistronic rRNA transcript (SSU-rRNA, 5.8S rRNA, LSU-rRNA). The transcript is spliced from 3 exons. Bases 1 to 1581 code for a protein of 526 amino acids. NCBI's taxonomy places the organism in Eukaryota, Fungi, Ascomycota, Eurotiomycetes, Eurotiales, Aspergillaceae. The record is from RefSeq and is a predicted model, not a curated record.